AUGCAUUCAUUCUUUUCUACACUCACUGGUCUUGCUUCCUUGCUCUCGUUACUCGGAAAUGUACAGGCUUUAUCCAACUCAACGAACGGCCCCUCGUGCGGAGUCGCCAAAGCAGACGACAGCUCCUACUUCAGUGUUGUUGGAGUCCAGGGAACUGGAGUAUACCCGCGACAGGAGCUCCGUGAGCUUGAGAAAGACACGGAACUAUGGAACAUCUUUAUCCAGGCGUUUGCUCGCUUCCAGGCUAUGGACCAGAGUCAAAAGACCUCUUUCUACCAGGUUGCAGGGAUACACGGAGUGCCCUUCAAACAAUGGGACGGCGUAAAUGGAACAGCUGGUCAAGAGAUGAUGGGCUACUGCCCCCAUACGUCUAGCAUGUUUGGUCCCUGGCACCGACCGUAUCUUGCGCUGUUCGAGCAGGUUCUCCAUGAUCGCGCUGUAGACGUUGCCAAUGAGUAUCCUAUUGGCGAGGCCCGUAACAAGGCCUUGGACAUCGCCAAACGCUACGAUGACUUUGCUCCUUUGAGCGAAUUCGAGUUCAAGUACUGGAACCACACUAUUCGGUACCCACUUGAUCCGCAUGCUGCCAAUGCUACUAGCCGUAACAGCGAUGUCAACGCGCGAGUCGGCAAACAGCAACCCAACCUUCGCGAUAUGCUUUACAAGUUGUUGACGACCUACCAGCCGUUCAGUCAAGUAAGCAACAAGGCGAAUGGCGGCAAGAUCGGGAAUUUCGAGACACUUCACGAUGGUCUGCACAACGUGUUCGGAUUGGGUCAUAUGGGUAUUGUAGAGGUUUCGGCGUUUGACCCUAUUUUCUGGUUCCAUCAUUGUAACAUUGAUCGAAUCAUGACCAUAUAUCAAACCCGUUAUCCUGAUACUUGGAUGGAAGACGCUGUACAGCAUUCAGGCACGUUCGCCGUCGCUCGGGGUAGCGUUAUCGGAACUGCUUCGCCACUAGCACCGUUCCAUAUGAAUGCUCUCGGCGAUAUGUGGACUGCCACCACUUCGCGCAACUGGACUUCCUUUGGAUACACCUACCCUGAGGUUGCCAACAACCCUAGCAACGCAACACUGACAUCUUCCAUCAACAACUUGUACAAGGCUCAUACUCAGGGCUUGAGCGACACCAACUCGACAGUUCCAGCUCCAGGCGGUGGCACGAACAACCGUACGACACAGGCCAUUGACUGGCAAUGUGAAGUCAACAUGCCAACCGAUAUCAAGAUAUCCUACUCCGUUCGCGCCUUCCUUGGUGAACCCAGCUCCAACCCGAUUGACUGGCCUACGGAUCCCAACUACGUUGGUCAGCUUGCAUCCAUGUCUUCUCCACGAAUGAGUUCCUCGGUCAUCGUCACAGGUAACAUCGGCCUGACUGAGAAGCUUGCGCAAAAGCAUGCCUCCGGCGAGCUCAAGAGCCUGGACAAGGAAACCGUGCAAGCCUACCUGAAGGAGAAGUUCAGCUGGCGCAUUCAGGCUCUGGACUUCAGCGAGAUCCCACGUAACAAGCCACCGGCCGGCUUGAACGUCACCGUCUUCAACGUGCCAGUCAGCAUCCCAGAGUCCGACACCGAAGUGCCUACCUGGAACGGCGAUGUCGAAUACAACGACGACAUCGAAGGCAACCCGCCCGUAUAUGAUGGACCUGGUCCUGACGGCACGAACUCGACUCUCCCUGCUGACGAGGCGAGUGGAUCGUACAAUGUUGGCACCGGCGAAUUUGAGUGGAAGAAAGCACCGGAUGUUGCGCCAGUGCCGGCGGAUCCCAAGACUGAAACUAGGCUCUUGGAGUCUGUCAUCACGCAGUAUGUGACACUUGGUGCUUCUCCUACCCAGACGUCCACGCCGAUGUCGACGGCUAUUCAGGUUUCUAGCAAGAUGAUCGUGUCAGAGGCGCCUGUAUCUACUGCGCCCACUGUCUCGGAGCAAGCGCCUGAACCAACUGCGCCCGCUGACCCGAGGACUACGGUUGUGACUUCUGUGAUCAUGGAGUAUGUCACUGUAUAG
Messenger RNA from Alternaria alternata, 2007 nucleotides. Its product is annotated as tyrosinase. NCBI's taxonomy places the organism in Eukaryota, Fungi, Ascomycota, Dothideomycetes, Pleosporales, Pleosporaceae. The transcript is spliced from 3 exons. Gene Ontology annotation, molecular function: oxidoreductase activity. The coding region runs from base 1 to 2007 and encodes 668 amino acids. The record is from RefSeq and is a predicted model, not a curated record.